CCCCGCGGCGAGCGACUGAGCGAGACACGGACUCACCGACCCCGCCCUCGCGGGGACCCGGGCGCGCCGACGACGGCGCGGAGAGGCGUGGGGGGGGUGGGGGGGACGCGCGCGCCCCCGACACCCCUUCCCUGACCGACACGGGCGCCCCCCGCCGGCGGCGCGGCGGGCAGUGGCCGGGAAACGCCGGGCAGAUCGCGUCGAGGCUGGCGCGGGCCGGCGCGCGCGCGAGCUCGUCCGGCCGGGGUGGAGGGGGUCGGGGCGUGGCGAGGGGGGAGAGCCGAGGCCCGGGCCGAGACCCGGGAAACCUCGGCGUGACCCCCCCCCCACACCCCCGGCCUUCCCCCUCCCGGCCGAGCGGCCGGGCGGCACGGUCGCGGGGCAGCGGACGACGGACAGCCAGGGCCCGGAACCACGCCCCAGCACACGGCGCCAGAGCGGGCAAGGGCGCGGCGGACGGAGGGAAGGGGGGGACGGGGACGGACGCGCGCGCCCCCCCGCCCGGCCCCCGCCUCGCCCGCACACGACGCCGGCGCGGGGCGGGACGGCGGCGGCGGACACGGGAGGGCGAGGCCGCGGCGGGCCCGGCAAGCGCCCACGCACCGGGGGUGGGCGCGGCCACCGGGUCGGCGGGCCGAACGGAGGAGAGGCCGCGACGCGGACGCCCGGCGGCGAGGGCGACGAGGCGCGGGCACGAAGAGCGACGAGGGGGAGAGGGCCGCGGGCCGUCCCCCGCGGGGCGCCGGCCCCGGGGGUCUCCAAACGAGACGCCGCAGGCGGCGACGCCGGGUCGGGCCCCCCCGGGGCGCACACGGGGUCCCACCGCCCGAGGCCUCCAGCACAAGGGCGGUCCCGUGGCACCCCGGGAGCCGAGCCGGCCCCGUCACACGCACCUCGGCGGACCCCCGGGGGCGGACCUCGCGGGGGAGGGGGCGCCCCGGCCCCGCCACCCCGAGGCCGCCGCGACCGGCCCCCGGAACGCUCUCCCGCGCGCACGGCGACGCGCCGGCUCCCUCCCGCGCACCCGACGACGCGCCCGGCCGGAUCUCGCCUCUCCCCCCUCUCCUCCCGGCCGCUCACGCGGGAGCCGGGGACCGACGGCGCUCCGCCUGGGACACGGCCCCCCCCCAACAUCCCCCCCGCGCACGAGGCGCGGAGGAGUAGGGGCGGGCGCGGGCACCCGAACGCGGCGAGGCCGGGGCUUCGGUCCCGCGGCGGGGACGGCGAAGGGAGGAGAGGGGACGGACGCGCCAACUCGGGCGUCCGGCCGAGACGCGGCGGCGGGGAUGGGGCGGGAGCGGGCGGCGGGCCGGAGGCGGCGGGGAAGGGGGCGCAACGCGGGGCGCGUGGACCGCGAGCGCGCGCGCGCACGCGGGAGGGCGCGGGGCUCGGGGAAGGGCGCGCCGACGAAGGCGCGAGCCGGGCCCCAGGGUAAACGUGCGCGGGAUCCCACCGCCACCAGCACGAGGGCGGUCCCGCGACGCCCGGGACGCCGGCCGGCCCUCAGCACCCUCGGCGAGGCCUCUUCCCCGGCGACCCAAAGCCGCCCCCCCCGCUUCCAACGCACGGCGCUGGCGGGGUCCAGGCCCGCGGGACCCCCGCCGCGGGAGCCUCCGCCUCGAACCUCCAUCCGUUCGGGCCGCCCCGGAGCCGCGCGCCCCGGGGAAGCGCCUCCCGAGCGAGGCGACCCGGCCCCGUGCCCGCGGCGCCACCGCCCAGCGGUGGCCCGGGACGACAGACACUCGCGCGGGAGAAGGCUUUUCUCACCAAGGGCGCGUCGCCCCCACCCGAUCCGAUCCCCCCGGAGCCGGGAACCCGCCGAGAGGCGGCGCCGAGGCCACCGGGACUCGGGGCGGGAGGAGAACGAGUCCUCGGCAGAAGGCCGCGGAGCACAGGGCGUCCCCGAGCGACCGCGGUCGGGGCCCCACGUCGAGGCCCGCCGGCCUUCCCCACGACGCGCGCUCAGGGCCGGCGUCGCCGCCCGAAAAGGCCGCCGCUCGCCGCCGCCUCCGGCCGAGGCACGAGGAAACGGGGCGAACGACGACAGCAACGCGCGGGGCAAGACCGACGGGUCCUCGGGGUGGCCGAGCGCCACGGCGCCGGCUCGGCCCGCCACGGCCGCUCACGCGCCCCGCCACACAC
Messenger RNA from Suricata suricatta (meerkat), 2142 nucleotides. Its product is annotated as collagen alpha-1(III) chain-like. The annotation marks the transcript as partial. The record is from RefSeq and is a predicted model, not a curated record. The transcript is spliced from 2 exons. Lineage: Eukaryota; Metazoa; Chordata; Mammalia; Carnivora; Herpestidae.